Molecule: messenger RNA, 603 nt
Organism: Vigna umbellata (rice bean)
Lineage: Eukaryota; Viridiplantae; Streptophyta; Magnoliopsida; Fabales; Fabaceae
Source: RefSeq, a predicted model, not a curated record
AGGGUUUCAGACCCUCAAGGACGGGUACAGGGUAAGGCGGCAUGUGGGUUCAUGGAUCGGGAGGGAGUGAAGGGGAGGGGUUUUUUUAUAGAGGGGUGGGCACCGCAGAUGAUUAUACUGAAUCACCGCGCGGUGGGUGCGUUUCUGAAUCACUCUGGAUGGAACUCGAUGGUGGAAGCGCUGCUUACGGGGGUGGUGAUGGUGACGUGGCCGACGGGUGGCGAUCAGUACCCAAACGCGAGACUCUUUGUGGAUGAAUUGGGUGUGGCGAUUCGUGGUGCUGAAGGUGAUAAGCUUCCAGAGGCUAGGGAGUUGGCGAAGAGUAUUCAGAAGGCUUUGGGGAAAACGAAGGAGAGAGAGAGGGCUGAAGAGUUGAGGGACGCGGCGCUGCGGGCAGUUAGGAGUGGUGGAAGCUCGCAGAGGGAGUUGGAUGAUUUGUUGAAGCUUCUCAACGAAGUUCACCUUGGCAAAAACGCCGCUUAAAACUUGCUUUUUCUAUUAAUUAAGUAUUUAUUCAGAUUAUCCGCAGCAUUUUAUUUUAAAUAAAGUAGUUAGCUUAUAAUUUGUUGAGUCACGUGCAUUAAUGGUAUUAAAAUAUUAAGU